UUGAACCUAAGGCAUCACUCCUGAAUCUCGCAUUAGUCGAAACAGCCAUUCCUCUCCAACUCCCAUUGAAUCCAUCAUGGCAUUUACUAAAAUCCUAAGCACUGUCUUGUUCCUGUCGGCAAUGGCGGCGACCGUGACCACGGCUAAGGCCAUGAAAAUGGGCGGACCCAUGGAUAUGAUGAAAAUGAUGAAGCGUCCCAUGGAGUUCUUCACGGCCUCCGGACCCGAUGACAAUUGUGGGACUGUUCCAACUGACGUCAUGACAGGGAAUGUCAAAAUGAUGGCUUGUCAAGGGAGUUCCGCCCAAGACGAGCUGUGCGUUUGUGUCAAGCCGCAAAUCACGGCUGAAGCCAUGAGCACCAUGAUGAAGAUGAUGCCGGAUAUGGUGGAGGAUAUGAACGUGAAUCCGGACACGGGCUUUGCUCUCAAGUGUGGCCAUUGUCGAGAUCCUUGUAGCCUCAUGUUCAUGCCCACCCGGGGCCCCAAGGGCGAUCACGACCACGAGGACCAGCCGAUGGGCAUGUUGAUGAAAAUCCCGGCUCUAAUGACCAAGUUUGCCGAUCUCAUGGACGAAGGCAAGCUCCAGGAAGUCAACCCAUUCCGCAUGGUUCUUGAGACCAUGAACCAGAAGAUGGACCAAUGAAAGCCCGGCCCCUCUAUCUUUGUUUUGAUGAAUUGAUGCCGCCACACACACACACACGCACACACACACCAAUCCAAUGCAUUUGGUCUAGCUUAAUAAACUGACAAACAACCAUA
Messenger RNA from Tigriopus californicus, 759 nucleotides. RefSeq lists its product as uncharacterized. The transcript has 2 exons. The record is from RefSeq and is a predicted model, not a curated record. NCBI's taxonomy places the organism in Eukaryota, Metazoa, Arthropoda, Copepoda, Harpacticoida, Harpacticidae. The coding region runs from base 77 to 643 and encodes 188 amino acids.